AUGCCAAACAAGCUAACGGCAGCAUCAACUCCCGCCCCUGCUGUAGAUAAGCCAAGGCCAACAUCUACUCCUAUGGCCAGUAAAGAGCCUGCCAAGCCAGCACCCGUAGCUGCACCAACGCCUGUAGCUGCUCCAGCCCCAGUAGCUGCACCAACACCAGUAGCUGCACCAGAGCCAGCAGCAGCUGCAUCAGCUCAAGCUGCUCUCCCAUCAAGCUCAAAGCCAGUCGUUGAGUCACCAAAACCAGCCAAACCUUUGAUAGAAUCCAAGAAGCCAGAGAUCACUGCUGCCAAGCCUGAUGCCCCUAAACCAAGCGAGACUAACAACACAAAGGAUGCGCUCAUUGAGAAAUUGAUUGCCAAGAUUGAGGCGAUGGAGGUUAAGUCUGAGGCAAUGGAGGCUAAAUUUGAGAAACAGCAAUCCCGUAUCACCGCAUUAGAAGAAAAGGUGGCAGCACAAGAGGCAGAUCGCCAUGGUGAAUUGGAAAUGGACAACUUGGUUACGGAAAAUGGGCUCCUAUUACUCACUUCGAGAGCCAUGUUCGAUUUUGAAACUUAUAUCAAAAUCCAAAUAGCUUUCGCAGGAAGUAAGGCUCCUACACUUUCACUGGUGAUCAUCAGUUCCGACCUAGCGAACCACGGUUCUCACAACGCGAAUAUCGAGGAGGCCUGUUUUAGUAGUAAGUGUAAAAGGGACAACUUCAUAAGUGACCAACAAGAGUGUGUUCUGAAGAUGUCCCGGUUCGUUCGAGAGAGCAAAUUUCGCCAUGUUUUUGGAACAUCGCUCAAAAAGGAUGGCUGCUACUAUGACAAUAUUAGAAUAACAAGCUCAGCAUGGGAUUCCAGAUUUUGUGCAGUGAAUCCUAAAUAUAUAGCCAUUGUCACAGACGGAGGAAGAGGAUCGUUCCUUGUUUUACCAUUAGAAAAAACUGGCAGAUCAGAGAUAAAUGCGCCCAAAGUCUUAGGCCAUGCUGCUGACGUGUUGGACAUUGCAUGGUGCCCCUUUAAUGACAACAUGAUAGCCUCAGCCGCGGAAGAUGGCACUGUAAAAAUAUGGGAGAUCCCUGAAAAUGGCUUGCUUGUAAACCUUGAGAAGCCACUCCUUGAGUUGGAGUAUCAUCAAGAACCCGUAGGGAUUUUGGUCUGGCAUCCUACAGCCAGUAAUGUACUGCUAAGUGCAGGGUCAAGCAAAGUUGUGAUAUGGAAUCUAGACGAGGGAGAAGUCGUGACAGAGAUUGAUUUCCCAGAUAAAUGUCUGAGUGCAUCAUUCAACCCAAUUGGCAACCUUCUAGCAACCACAUGCAAGGACAAGAUGUUGAGAAUUGUUGAUCCUAGGACGGGUAUUGUUGUAAAGGAAAGGAAGAUUCAUGAAGGCUCAAAACCAACACGGUGUGCUUACCUAAAAGACAACAAAGUUUUCACAACAGGAUUUGAUCGUAUGAGUGAGAGGCAAUAUGCUCUUUGGGAUGCUAACAAUGACCUGGAUGAACUAUGUAUGGAAAAGAUUGACAGUGCAAAUGGUGUUUUGUUUCCUUUCUAUGACUCAGACACUAACUUGAUCUACAUAGCUGGAAAGGGAGAUAGCAAUUUUCGCUAUUAUGAGUUAUCAGCAGAGGCCCCUUAUGUUCACUACCUGAACACGUACCAGUCGAAAGACCCACAGAAAGGGAUGUGCAUGAUGCCUAAACGAGGAGUCGAUGUUAAUACUUGUGAAAUGACUAGAUUUUUUAAACUGCACUCAAAGAGUUUUUGUGAAGUAAUUACAGUGACAGUCCCACGAAAGUCAGAGUUGUUCCAAGACGACCUGUACCCAAACACACAGGGGGACGAACCUUCUGUGAGUGCAGCCGACUGGGUUUCUGGAGUAGAUGCUGAGCCUAUAUUGAUAUCUAUGAAGGAUAAGUUUGUUUCUAAGAAGAAAGUAGAAGAAAACGGUAAGAAGAAAAGAGGACUCAAGUUUCUAAAAAAGUCAAAGGCAGUAUCUACUCCCGCCGCUGCUGUAGAAAAGCCAAUGAGCUCAGAUCAAGAAGCCGAGAAAUCGUUGACCAAGAUUGAGGCAAUGGAAGCUAAGUUUGAAUCGAUGGAGGCUAAGUUUACGACAAUGGAGGCUGCGUUUAAAGCAAUGGAGGAACGUGUUAAGAAACAGGAUAAGCGUACCACCGCAUUAGAAAGCCUGGUUGCGAAAUAAAGUUGAGAUGAGAAAGUGGAUGGACAAUGGUCUAUGAAGACAUAUUACAACCUAACAUGGAAUCUCGAAACUAUCAUGGCUGCACAUUUUCUGAAUUCAAGUAUUCCUCGCAUAUAAUAUAGCUAGGAGUAGCAGUUUAUAUCAAGCAAAAUCUAAUCGCAUAAAUUCUAACUACAAAUUCUAACGUGUAGCAUUUAUAUAUAAACAUGACAUUAAAGUGCUCAUGGAUUUUCUUGGAAUCUCGACAAUAUCAUGGCUGCAUAUUUUCUGA
Messenger RNA from Owenia fusiformis, 2458 nucleotides. NCBI's taxonomy places the organism in Eukaryota, Metazoa, Annelida, Polychaeta, Sabellida, Oweniidae. The record is from the annotation of a GenBank genome assembly.